This is a messenger RNA of Heterotrigona itama, 6744 nucleotides long. The record is from the annotation of a GenBank genome assembly. NCBI's taxonomy places the organism in Eukaryota, Metazoa, Arthropoda, Insecta, Hymenoptera, Apidae.
AUGGAUUUCGAUGCUCCUCGGUUUAUCGAUCAGUUGGAGAUAAUUCGACAAUUACGAGAAGAUCCUAAAAUAGGAUUCUUUUACAUGAUUUACGCUGUGGAUCGAUCCUCGAAGUAUUUUACUCCUUAUGCUUUAAAGGUUGUUCAGUAUAAAGAUGUAGGCAAAGUUUACAUGACUAUCAGUGCCAGUGGUGUAACACAGCACAAUCCAGACGAAAUGAGCUUCACUCCCAUUGAACAGUGGGAGAGGGAAUAUAUUUUUUACCUAAAAUUGCUAAAGAUAAGGACGUUCAUCGUGUUUCGAAUGUGGAAGAAUUUCUACGUUUGGAAGAAGAUAGUUAGUUAUAAAAAAUUCGUCAUGGCAAAACAUUAUUUAACGGAGAAUCUGUUUAUAUCGGACUCGAUCCUCAGCAAAGCGUUGCUAGAAAUUAAGUCCAUGUGCUCGAUUUUUCUUGACUCGAGCCUCUUCGAUAACACGAUUUUUGAGAAGAUUUUGCUUUUCUAUUUCGUAGAAAAACAAUUUACAAAGCUAGAACUAAUUAGAAAUAAGUUAGAUGAGUUCAGGAGAUUAGCGAUAAAUAUUGUUAACAAUGCCUGCCUCGGUGCUUUAUUAAAGGCUGGAUACACUCCCGAUGAUUCCAAUGUAACAAUAGAGCAAACUGCGUACGGAAAACUUGGUGAGUUCGGCGCUGUUAAAUUUAAAAUGCCCAAAGAUGGUAUUCUCAAAAUGAGUUACAUCGAACAGGCACGAAAGAGGGAGAAAUGUUACAGACUGUCUUGCUUUGUUCAUCUGAUCGAUUACAUGCAAACGAACAUGAUGCAUGUCCUUUUGUUGAACACUUAUCGAAAGGUCAUACAACUCUUGAAGAUUUACACGGAAUUUCUGCCGGAUGACGAAUCAAUAGAUAACGACGUAAUUGAUCUCCCCCUAAAAGAAAAUCGUCCAUCGUCGCAUCGUAUUCAGUUACCAUAUUGGGUUGUGGAUUUGCUUAUUUUACCGUCUUCAGAAAUUGUAAUGGAUCCAUCUGAAAGUAUUUUCCUUUUCGUGAUAAAAACUAUAGAAACUAUGUGGGAGGAGAACUUGUACGCUAUUAAACCUCUGCUCUCGGAUCCCUUUUUCCAUCCUUUCACGAGGCCUAUGAUCAAUCACAAAGUGGAAGAGCGUAUCUGCGGCUGUCCACCAGAGGUCCAGGAAAUUUUGAAGCAAGACCCAAUCACGCUAGCUUCCAAGGCAGAACUGAAGGAACUUCUCGAGAGGAACUUGGACGCUAUAAAACGUUACUGCCAACGAUUCAACGUGAUCAGACAGUUUUAUCAGGAGGACACGAUGUUCGACGAAGACAUCAUCCGCGACAAUCGAGACGUUAAAUUAUUCCGGGGAUGGAGCAUUCGUUACAAGAAAGAAGUGGAUCUGAUUCACAAAGUGAUCGACUUUCAGCCAUUCGGCCUCUUCUUCAUUCAACUGGAACGAUUCAAGAGCGCAGCUGAAACUGCACCUAGAGGGAAAUUAGGAGUUAUUGAAGCUGUUAUGCCUGGACUGGGAAAAAGUCGAGUUGACGCUUUAUUAACGCAAGCGAUCGACGCUAUCAAUUAUUUGGAAACAGUCCCUGUGACAACUGACGAAUAUGUUGCGUACAUAAAGUUUGUAGAUCAGGCCCAAGAAAAUGUUGACGAGAUGGAGUCUCAGCUGGAUUACGUGAAAGAGUUGUACGACACGAUGGAAGAAUUCGCUUUUCCUAUACCGUCCGUCGAUAUGGCAAAUUAUCUGGGUAUUGGAAGUCAUUUCACCAGUUUACGCUUGGUCGUAGAGAAUCGAUUGGAACAGAGGCCAAAGUUAAUAAAUAAAUUCGACGCUCAGCUUCAAAAGGACAUCACAGUGUUGAACGAAGAAAUAUCAGAAAUUUACGACGAAAUAACGCAACCAUGGUUAUUGGAUUACGGAAGCGACAUUGACGCCUGUUUGAAUACGUUGAAAGAGCUGAAUAAACGAUUAGCAGCGUGUGCUACUAAAGCGGAACAAUAUCGUGCCCAUCAAAGGACAUUUAAGAAGCUCGAACAGACGAGAUUCGACAUCUUAGAUCAAGUAAUGAACGAACUGAAGUUACGUAUUUUAUUAUGGGAAAGCUUGACUUCCUGGGAGAACGCUGUCUACGAGUGGUACGCCAGCGAUUUCGACGCCUUGAACGUGGAAGAAAUCACCGCGUUUACAAUGCGCACCAUGAAGAACAUAAUUCAGUUGGAAAGAGGCCUGCCACCGAAUAAUAUCUUGCCGGACUUGAAGGAGAGCGUUGAAUUGAUAAGGAACAAGUUGCCUGUUCUCGGUUACUUGAGGAAUCCAGACUUAAAGGACAGACACUGGAAGACGAUCGAGACUAUAUUGAACCAUACUUUCGUGCCCGACGAAAAGAAGACUUGGAACCAGAUGGAGGAGCUCGGUGCGUUUUUAAAACCGAACGAACUGAUGGAAGUGGCCGCCGCGGCGAGCUCCGAAGCCAGCUUGGAAAACAUGUUGAAGAAAGUGAUAGACACGUGGGAAAAUCUGAAAUUUAUCGUCGUACCGUACAAAGAAGGGAAAGACGUUUUCAUUAUAGGCACUCUCGAAGAAAUUCAGAUCGCAAUGGACGAAAGCAACAUCAAUUUACAAACUAUCAACGCGUCUCGCCACGUUGCGCCAAUUCGAUCGCUGGUCGAAGAGUGGGUGCAAAAGUUGGAUUUAUUCACCGUCACUUUGGAAGAGUGGCAAUAUUUGCAACAGCAGUGGUUGUAUCUCGAGGCGAUAUUUUCAGCGCCGGAUAUUCAGCGACAAUUGCCCAUGGAAGCAAAACUUUUCAUCGAGGUCGACAAGUUUUGGAAAGACCUUAUGAGACGCACUUACAAGGCGCCUUUGGCCAUGCAUGCGUGCACACAACCAGGCUUGUUAGAGCAACUUCAAGAAAACAAUCGAAUGUUGGACGAAGUGAUGAAAUGUUUGGAGGCGUAUCUCGAGACGAAGCGAAUAGCGUUCCCCAGAUUCUUCUUCCUAUCCAACGAUGAGCUUUUAGAAAUUUUGGCUCAGACGAAAAACCCGCACGCGGUACAGAGGCAUUUGCAGAAGUGCUUCGACGCCAUAUACAGAUUAGAAUUUGCAAUGAAAGAAACCGAAACCGGCGAACUGGUGCUAACAACAGAUAUAGUUGCUAUGAUUUCACCGGAAGGUGAGAGAGUCCCGCUUGGAAAGGGUUUGAGAGCUAGGGGUAAUGUCGAAGACUGGUUAGGUCGAGUCGAAGAAACUAUGUUUUCAACAUUAAGGAGAAGCAUGAAAGAUGGAAUUAAGGACUUGGCUGAGAAAGGACGAGGCCAAUUUCUGUACAUGCAUCCCUCUCAGAUAGUCCUCGCCGUGUGCCAAAUAUUUUGGACUCGAGAUAUCCACGUUAUCCUAGAUUCCCCUGAGAACGUGAUCGAAAAGAUGAAAGCAUUUGAAGAAAAGUGUUUCGCGGACUUGAAUGAAUUAGCGAUGAUGGUGAGAGAAGAAUUGCCACAAUUGAUACGUGAUGUCAUAAUCAAUUUGAUAACAAUAGAUGUGCAUGCCAGGGACAUUGUUACAACUUUGGUUGAAAAUAAAGUGACUUCGAGUGUAAGCUUCGAUUGGGUAAAAACAUUACGUUAUUAUUGGGAUGAAGAACUCGACAAUUGUCUAACACGUAUGAGUAAUUCUAAAUAUCUUUACGGGUACGAAUAUCUCGGUGGUGCUCCUGCGGGACCUGCAGGUACUGGAAAAACCGAGACGACAAAGGAUUUGGCCAAAGCAGUCGCUAUUCAAUGCGUUGUAUUUAAUUGUUCAGAAGGACUUGAUUACAGGAUGAUGGGUAGAUUCUUUUCCGGCUUGGCAACUUCCGGUGCCUGGUGCUGUUUCGACGAAUUUAACAGGAUAGAUAUCGAGGUGCUUUCUGUAAUAGCUCAGCAACUAAUUACCAUCAGAAAUGCCAAGAUUGCCAGAGCCACUGAAUUCAUGUUCGAAGGAAGAAUGAUCAAAUUGGUGAUGUCUUGCGCAACUUUCAUCACUAUGAAUCCAGGAUAUGCUGGCCGCACGGAAUUACCAGACAAUUUGAAGGCAUUGUUCCGAACGAUGUCUAUGAUGGUUCCAGACUACAGUACAAGCACUUCUCGAACGAUGCUCGACGAAUCUCUUCCCAUAGAACUUAUCGCCGAGGUCACACUGUAUUCAGAAGGAUUCGAGUCGUCGAAACCGUUGUCGCAGAAAAUGACUUUAAUGUAUACACUUUGCAGCGAACAACUUUCCCAACAGGAUCAUUAUGACUUUGGGAUGAGGGCUGUGAAAAGCGUGUUGGUGAUGGCUGGUAGCCUUAAACGAAACAAUCCUGACAAACCAGAGGACGUUGUUUUAAUCAGAGCCUUGCGCGAGAGCAAUAUACCAAAGUUUCUACGCGACGACGCUGAAUUGUUCGAAGGCAUCGUGGGAGAUCUCUUUCCAGGCAUCGAUAUUACCGAGGAAGACUAUGGUAUUCUAAAGGACACAGCUAUUGAAAUACUGAAAGAAGCCAAGUUACAACCAGAAACUUGCAUCUUAAAGAAAGUUACUCAGCUGCACGAAUGUUUGCAAGUAAGACACGGGGUGAUGUUAGUUGGACCGACUGGUUCAGGGAAAACGACAAUUCUUCGAGCAAGUCUUGUGGAACUUUAUAUAUUUUUUUCUGUUAUAAACAGUAUAAUUGCCCAGUAUAAGUCGAAAUAUGUGCAUUUCUUCUUUCAGACUCUCGCAAACACUUACAACAGGCUGCAUGAAAUGGGUGUACCUGGGCCGUGUUAUCAGUCGGUUCACAUGUAUGUAAUCAAUCCGAAAGCAGUUACGAUCGGUGAAUUGUACGGAAAAGUAGAUAUAAUGACCAACGAAUGGCGCGACGGAUUGAUCGGUUCUACAGUUCGUCACGCAUGUUCUUUCACCACGGAGGAUCAUCAAUGGAUCGUCUGCGACGGACCGGUGGACGCUGUCUGGAUAGAAAACAUGAACACUGUUUUAGACGAUAAUAAAAUGUUGUGCCUGGCCAACUCUGAAAGAAUCAAAUUCACCCCUUACAUGCGCAUGUUAUUCGAAGUUAUGGAUCUUGCACAAGCCUCUCCUGCUACCGUCAGUCGCUGUGGAAUGGUAUACGUUGAUCCUACGGAGUUGAAGUGGAUGCCUCAGGUGAAAUCGUGGCUGGACACGCUUCCCGAUACCGUUAAAAACAAGCAUCGAUUACAAAUUGCCGAACUGUUUGAGAGAUAUUUCGAAGACGGGCUAACCUUCUGCAGCAAGAGCUGUGUCUCUCCAAUCGCACAAGUUGUGUUUCUACCUUGCGUGGAAAUUGAAUACCAAUUUUCUUUCCAACACUGUGUUGACAUCAGUAAAGCAUCCAUGACUUGCACGAUAUUGGAAUAUAUUUUAAACGAGCCAGACGCGAUAGAGAAAACCACGGAGAAGGCGAGGAUUAGAACGUUCUUAACUCAGUCGUUCGUUUUCGCUUCCCUUUGGGCCAUCGGUGGCAACGUCGACGACGCGUCUCGCGGCGUGUUCGAGGCUUUCGUGAGGAAGCAAUUCGAGGACAACGAAGAUGCGUUUUUGCCACCGAUAGAUUUAUGGGAGCUGUACGUAAACGUCCAAGAGCAUCGGCUGGACCUUUGGACAGACGUUAUGCCAGAAUUCGUGUACGAUAGCGGAAUGCCAUUUUUCGACAUCCUCGUGCCAACCAUCGACACUGUACGAUUUGGUUAUCUAAUGAAGAAGUUAAUCGAGAUAAAUAAGCCGGUGUUUCUUACCGGGGAUACUGGAGUCGGCAAAUCGGUGAUAACGAAGGUCGUUUUAAACAACUUGGAAGACAGUCAACUCUGGUCGCCGAUCAAUCUGAUCUUCUCCGCUCAAACGAGCAGCGGCAGAACGCAGGAAAUUUUGGAACUGAAAUUGGAAAGGAGGAAGAGGACGGUGUUGGGGGCACCUAUCGGAAAACGGGUGUGCGUGUUCGUCGACGACGUCAACAUGCCGAAAUUAGACACAUACGGAUCCCAACCGCCGAUCGAACUUUUGCGGUAUGCUUCGCAUUUACGUUAUUCUUCUGUAUUUCUUUUUAGAAUAGGAUUGUUCACGUGUAGCUGUUUGAAUCUCUGCAGACAAUUGCUAGAUUUCCGCGGUAUGUACGACAAAGAGAAGCUAUUCUGGAAACGUGUAGAAGACGUUGUCUUCACUGUGGCUUGCGCUCCUCCUGGAGGCGGUAGAAACCCAUUAACACCGAGAUUCGUCAGGCACUUUGCUAUGCUGCUCAUCCCGGCUCCUAUGGAACUCUCUUUGAAGCGAAUUUUCAAGACAAUUGUAAGUGGAUUUCUGGAAGAUUUCGUGGAGCCUGUCAGGCAAGUCGGCGACAGGAUAGUGAACGCGGCAGUCGAUAUUUAUCAAAGGAUCACGACUGAUCUUCUGCCCACGCCAGAGAAAAGUCAUUAUAUCUUUAAUCUGCGCGAUUUACUUUUCUACCACGAAUCUCUUCGAGUUUUUCACGAUCGAUUGAUCAACGUUCAGGAUAAGAGCUACUUUUAUAGACUUCUGAACGACGUGUGUGUGAACACGCUCGGCGUGCAAGUGAUGCGGCUACCGGACGAGAAGAUCAUCGAGAAACCACCGGUGUUGUUGUUUGGCGAUUUCAUGACUUUCGGGGCAGCGAGAGAGCAACGAAUGUACGAGGAACUUACGGAAAUUUCGAAAGUCAGAAGAACCCUGGAG